Cadophora gregata is the source of this 2430-nucleotide messenger RNA. RefSeq lists its product as uncharacterized. Gene Ontology annotation, molecular function: basic amino acid transmembrane transporter activity. Gene Ontology annotation, biological process: basic amino acid transport; transmembrane transport. The record is from RefSeq and is a predicted model, not a curated record. The transcript has 3 exons. Gene Ontology annotation, cellular component: fungal-type vacuole membrane. Lineage: Eukaryota; Fungi; Ascomycota; Leotiomycetes; Helotiales; Ploettnerulaceae. Bases 440 to 2362 code for a protein of 640 amino acids.
GUCACAUAUUUGCGGGUCAAAGCAGAUAUCUCAGUAUCUCAGCCUUGCUGCACUCUCUAACCCAAUACAGCCAUGCUGGCCGAAGCGUCCUAUGAGGGCAUUUCUUGGGAGCUCAGCCUCUUAAGAUGUGGGUAUAUUGUGGCCGAAGAGCAUCAUAUGAAGUUUGUGCUUGAAGCUGGGCGGAUGUUUUCAGGCAGUAGAGAUUGCUACCUCCAGAAUUUCCCUAUUCAGACAAUUCUCGCGGUGUAGUUGACGCAGAGGUAUACGCAACUCAUGUUGGCAUGUUUUUGUCAUGUCGAACAAUACAUAAGUAUCCCCAGUCUCUGAGUUGCUCAGCGUUAUUUCUUCAUAAUAUGUACUGUUCAUUACCGCGUUUCUGUGUCACACAAUCUCACAACUUGCACUACUUUCCUGUCACUGUUGAUAUCAUUUCGCCAAGAUGGCCUUUUAUCUGUACAAAAGGUUUAUCAAGAACAGGAGCAAGAACGAAUCUCCAAGCAAACCGACACCUGGUCACCCUUGCGAGCAUCAGAGAAUAGCCAGCAGUACUUCAGAUGGCUUCGUCGAACUUGAUAACUUCACGCAGGCCGGCAGAGGGGGAACACAAGAGGACUUGGUGCCCGGUGUUGGAGCCCACAAACACGAAUAUCAAACCACUGAUGGGCAAGCGGGACAUCCACAUACGGACGAAUGUAGCGAUUGCAAGGAAGAGAAGAAGGCAAUGACAAGAUACAGAUGGAAGCUUAUGAUAGGGCUUUGCUUUCCAUUUAUGGUUCAAGCUUUGGACACGACACUCAUCGCUGGUGCCGCAGGCUUCAUCGCAUCCGAUUUCAACCAACUGUCCCAAUUGAACUGGAUCAUCUCAUCAUACAAUCUCACAAACGCAACUUUCAUCCCCAUUUGGGGACAAUUCGCCGAUGUGUUCGGACGCUACGUAGCAAUCCAGUCGGCUGCAAUGUCGAUGCUAAUGGGCAGCGUCCUCUGCGCCGCUGCUCCCACUUCAGCAUUUGCCAUGUUUCUCGUUGGAAGAGCACUCCAAGGCAUAGGCUGUGCAGGUCUUCUCAUCGUAACGAAAGUCAUUCUAGCCGACAAAGUCAACCUAAAAGAGAACGCCGCGAACAAUACGGUGUUUACUGUCGUCGCCGGGAUAGGAUACAGUAUUGGACCUGUCGUCGGAGCAUACCUGACCCAGAUAUCAUGGAGAUGGUGUUUCAUAAUCAACAUUCCCAUUGGUGUCAUCGGGCUCGUUCUCGCACACUUUAUCCUCCGACCAGAGCUUCUUGGGCCCCAGGAAAUUAGCCGCGCUGAUGGCGUCCCCGACUCAACACUCUCGCAGACAUUCGCAGCUAGACUCUCCACGAUCGAUCUUAGCGGACAAUUCCUUUUCCUCUUUGGGAUGGGUCUUCUGGUGCUUGCUCUCACAUGGGCUGGGUCGUACUAUCCUUGGGACGAUGUCAGGAUCAUCGCACCACUUGUCGUCGGCGUUGUCCUACUCGUUGCCUUUGCAGUAUGGGAAUAUCUUCUUCUUCCUGGUAACAAGCUCUCGAAUCGCGCUCCCACGAAGAAGGCUAUGAUCCAUAUCAAGCUGCUUAUACGACGCAAUGUCGGACUGCUAAUCUAUAUCAAUAUCGUCACGGGUAUGGCAAUGUAUGCCGUUCUUUAUUUUGUCGCUUUGUACUUUAGUCUCAUUCGACAGUACUCGGCAGCGAAAUCUGGAACGAAUAUCGUCUACUAUAUGCCUGGAUUUGGUGCCGGAGCCUAUCUGGCCAUGUUCGCCAUGAACAAAUGGCCGUGCUCCACAGCACCUCCACUUCUCCUCGGCACAAUCCUCGAGCCCCUCGGAAUAACCAUCCUCGCCUCCGCCCUCAACACAGGAAACCUGCACCUCAUCUACGGCAUGCUCGCCCUCACCGGUGUAGGUACUGGCAUCCGUCUCAUGCCCGGCACCCUCCACGGUAUCGGCUACUUCCCCUCUCAGAUCUCGCACGUUGUGUCUCUCAUGGCGUUAGCCAACACACUCGGCGGUACACUCGCCACGACUAUCAUGCUGAAUAUCUUCAACAGCACGUUACAGAAUCACAGCAUCGAUUUCAGCUCGUCGAGUAGCGAGAGUAUUGCUGCGAUCGAGGGAUUGACACCUGAGCAAUUGGCGUUCUUCAAAGAUGUGGCCACUAGAGGAAUGGUUUUGGCAUUCUAUGCGGUUACGGCGUUCAUGUGGUUGGGUGUUGUGGCUUGUUGUGGGAUGGGGAAUGUGUGGAUUGAGGGCGAAGAGCAUAAAACUAUUAAGGGGAGCUGGAUUGGAUAUUUAUUUGCGAAGGGGACGAAGAGCGGUGGGGAGAAGGAGGUAGAUGGUGCGGCUUGAGCUGCGGAUAGACUGUAAACCACAUGUUUUGAUAACGUCAAGGGAGAAAUAGAGGUUCGCAAUAGAGU